Molecule: messenger RNA, 1237 nt
Organism: Seminavis robusta
Lineage: Eukaryota; Bacillariophyta; Bacillariophyceae; Naviculales; Naviculaceae
Source: the annotation of a GenBank genome assembly
CCAAUAUUUGGAAUUUUUUACUAUGACAACACUCGGGAUCUUUGCUCCAGCGACCAAGACCAUCCUACCACCUAGUACCGUAGCUGCAGGACCUUGUGCGAUGUCUUGCAUCUUGGCUAGCUAAACCAAUCUCGUCCCCCGCCUCGAGUCUCAUCCAUCCUUCCAUUCGAUCUCACAAAAUCAGAAUCAAGCAAAAGCAAAAGCAAAAGCAAAGCACCACAAAAAGCAGAAACUUUAACAAAAGAACUCAAAUCCAAAACAAACCAUGAAGCUCUCUUUGAUGAAUCUGUUCCUUCUCGCGGCCCCAGUGACCGCUCGAAUUGGAUCCAAUGGCGGCGUCGCCGCUCCCCUCCUUCGUUUGUUGCAUGUCGCUCAUACGUGUCCACUGGCAGGAGAGAGUUGUGCAAGCCUGCAAAAUACAAUCUGUUGUGGGCCUAAUAAUAUUCUCGACGAAACGAAUAGCAAUUGCGUCAAUGAGGACUUGUCUCCCUGUGAAGCGUCUUAUACCUGCAUCGAUGGAACCUGUCAAGAAAAUUGUCUCCACGAGGGUGAAUCGAACUGCGGUGCCGCGGUGAAUGGUUGUUGCGUUGGCUCGGAGUGUAUGGAGGAUGGAAUUUGCAAGAGCUCAUUCGCUGUAGCCGAAUACGUGUCUCUUGGAGGUUCCUGUAAUGAUUUGGACUUGUCUUGCGCCGAUGGUCUCAUUUGCGAGGACAAUGUGUGCAAGGAGUUGUUCCAUCCUGGUGGAUUUGCCCGCGAAGGUGAAAUUUGCGACAAUGCUACCGGUGCCGUAACUCCCUGCGAGGAACACCUGGUUUGUGGUGAGUCUGGUACCUGCGAGCUAGUGGAACUUGAAGGCAACAACACGACGGACCUGGAUAGUUGUGCUGAAGAGAUGGAGGAAUGCAACCCCAUCACCCUUCCUUGCUGCAACGGCGAAUGCCAAGGAUACACUGCCGGCAGUGAAUUGAACGAUGGAGUCUGCCAAGUCAUCUAGACCUACGACUGUAUACCUGGUAAGAGGUUUGAAAGGAUGUGCUGUAGUUAUGCUGUAGUUCUUGGACUUCAUACAUGUAUGUGCGGCCGAAUGCAAACACGCAAGCGGAGAACGUGAGGUGGAUGAAACGAGCGAGACGAGGAGAUAGAAAAGGUAGCCUUCAUGCAUGAUGCUCCACUUUAAGAGUAAAGUGAAAAAAUUGGAUCAUACACGGUACCGGUAGUCUACUGCCGUGCCUUAGCU